CUCUCUCUCUCUCUGCUUUUGCCUCCUCCAUGAAUGAAAUGCAGAGUUGUGAAUGGAGCAAGCCUUGCAAGAGGGGGUUGGACCAAGGGAAGAAGAGGAGAGGCUUGCAUUUGCUGGCCUUUCCUUUUUUUUAUUCUAUUGCAAGCAGCCCAGAGAGGAAGCCAGUGCCUGGAUCUAGCAAAGGAAGAAGAAGAGAAAGAAGAAGAGAAAGAAGAAGAGAAGAGGAAGGAGGGAGGGAGGCUUUCUUUCUUCCCCUCUAUUUCUCUGGCUUUUGAGGAACCAGGGCUCUGAAGGCAACCAGAAAGAGAAGAGAGGAAUGGAAAGGCUCAGGGCCAAAGGCUGGCAGCACUGCUCUUGCAAAGGAACAGCAAAAUAACCUCUUUGCUUUGCAAGCCUUCCACUCCCUUGCCUUUCAAAUCCUCCAUUCUCUUGCCUUGCACAUUCUCCACUCCCUCUUUCUUUUCUUUUUUCUUUUCCUUUUCUCCUUCCCCCCCCCCCCUCCUCUUUCCUUUUGCAAGCCAGACCAUGUUUGCCUUUGCAAAGGGGUCCUUUCCUCUCUCUCCUCCAGCCAGGAUUUCUCCUCUUUUUUGGGCCACAUUUUGGGCCAUUUGGAAAACUCCAGAGGAUUUUUCGUCUUGAUCUCUUCCUCCUUUUUCUCCUUCUUCCUUUAAGGCUGAGUUCUUCUCCCUUUUUAUACAUAUAUAUAUAUAUAUAUGGACUUGCCUUGAGGCCAAGAAAGUCUUGGCAACUAGAAAAAGAAAAACCCAAGUUUGGGAGGACAGGAUUUUCUGUGACAUCUGUUUUUGCAGGACCAAUUUGAUUUUCAUUUUAAUAUUUUUGCAAAGAUAUAUUUUUGCCUUUUUCUUUUACAACUUGAAAAAAAAGAGAGGAAAAGAAUAUUAAUAAUAAUAAUAACUGCAACCACUUUUUUCUUUCUCCCUGCCUGGUUUGAAAAACCUAUGCAUAUAUAGAUCUAUUAUUAUUAUUAUUAUUAUUAUUAUUAUUAUUAAAAAAGCUUGGAAAUAAAAGGUGGAAGGAUGUCAUCGUCCAACUUGGGCCAUCCUCCAAGUUGAGGGACCAUAUAUAUAUAUAUUCCUAAACGGCCAUUUGGGUUGCUUCCAUCCUCCAGCAAUCUAAGAAAGUGAGGAGAAAACUGGGGGGAAAACCCCAAAUAUAUAUUAUUAUUUUUAUUAUUUGGAGGCUUUGGGAAACUUAAAUUUCCUUGAACCUGGGUCGACUUUGGAUCGUGGGAAUCCAGAAUCCAGAAAGGAUGGCUGCUGAGUUGAGCCCAGAGGAAGAACAGGCCACCAAGCAAUUUCUGGAGGAGAUCAACAAGUGGACGGUCCAAUACAAUGUGUCUCCUCUCUCCUGGAACGUGGCCGUCAAGUUCCUCAUGGCCAGGAAAUUUGACGUCCUCCGAGCCAUCGAACUUUUCCAUUCCUAUCGGGAAACCAGGCUGAAGGAAGGGAUUGUGAAAUUGAAGCCCCAUGAAGAACCUCUCCGGUCGGAGCUGCUGAGCGGCAAGUUCACCAUCCUGAGUGUACGAGAUCCUUCUGGAGCCUCAAUCGCCCUUUUCACUGCCAAGUUGCACCAUCCCAACAAAAGUGUCCAACAUGUGGUACUCCAAGCGCUCUUUUACUUGCUGGAUAGGGCUGUGGAGAGCUUUGAAACUCAGCGAAAUGGCCUGGUAUUUAUAUAUGAUAUGGCAGGCUCCCAUUACACCAACUUUGAACUCGAUCUCAGCAAGAAGAUCCUCAACUUACUGAAGGGAGCCUUCCCGGCCCGCCUCAAGAAAGUGUUCAUUGUGGGUGCCCCUAUGUGGUUCCGGGUUCCUUACUCCAUCAUCAGUCUUCUACUUAAAGAGAAGCUCCGGGAAAGGGUCCAGAUGGUGAAGAGUCUGAGCUUGAAACAGCACCUCCCGCAAGAGUGUCCCCGGAGUACCUGGGUGGGUCCCUCAAACGGGAUCCCCAGCUGGAAUUGCAGAUUUCUCCCGCAGCAGAACGGCCACCCGGACCCACUGGAUGAGCUGAUCCUGUACCACUGGCUCCCCUCUGACAACGGCUCGGUCCACGUCCCGGUGCCAAAGGGAAUGACGGUGCAAGAGGUGUUAGAACAUGUCAAGCAGAAGCAGAAGCGAGGGAUCUAUGAGGAAUACGAGGGCAUCCGGCGAAGGAGUCCGCAGAGCUCCCUUAACCAGGAAAAGAAUCGAUACGGAGAUGUUCCAUGCCUUGACCAAACCAGGGUGAAGUUGUCCAAACAGUUUAGCUACAACGAGUUGACCGAUUACAUCAAUGCCAGCUUCAUGGAUGGCUACAAGCAGAGGAAUGCUUACAUUGGCCACCAAGGACCAUUAGAAAACACAUAUAAUGAUUUCGGGCGCAGGGUGUGGGAACAGAAUGUGCUGGUGAUUGUCAUGACCAACAAGGCUCGAAGAAGGAGGCGAAGGAAGUGUGGUCAGUACUGGCCAUUGGAGAAAGACUUUCCAGUCCUCUUAUGGAAUGCGGACGGUCACCAACUUGGGUGUGAGAAACUCAACCACUACAAAAAACCAUCCCUGGAGAUCAUGGAUGAAGAACAUCCGCGAGAGGCCCUGGUGACCCACUUCCAGUACGUGAGCUGGCCACUACGGAUCCCAUCCUCGGCAGCAACGCUCAUUGACUUCCUGGGGGCAGUCAAGCGCAGCAAAGAUAGCAGUCAGUGCUCUGGGUCGCGAUACAAAGGCCAUCCAGGCGGACCACCCAUCGUGGUGCAUUGCAGUGCAGGGAUCGGUCGGACGGGUACUUUCUGUGCCCUGGAUAUCUGCCUGUCGCAACUGCAGGACAUGGGCACGCUGAACGUCUACCAGACAGUGGUACGGAUGAGGACACAGCGCGCCUUCAGCAUCCAGACCCCGGAGCAGUACUAUUUCUGCUACAUGGCUAUCAUUGAGCACGCUCAGAGGGAAAACCUCCUUCCCGUCUCCCGCCCUUGGGCCAGUCCGGAGAAAAGCUAAUGGGAGUCGCGGUUGGAUUCCUCACCGAUAGCCAACAAAUUGCAGGACCGGACUACCCUGCCUUCCUCUUUGCCUGACUUUUCCCUCUCUGCCAAUCCGGAUGCGUCCGAGUCUUUUCGCUCCAUCGUUGCGGAUAAGACCAAGGAUCACGAGGCAACUCGGCUCCAUUCCUACCCCUAUUGGGGCCUUUCUCUUUUGCCGGGAAGGACAAGUCACAACUGGUAGCCAUUGGACUACAGGUCCUUGCACCCUUGACUGAACUGUGCCUUAUUACAAAACACACACACACAAACCAAAUGUAGGGGGACCCUCUAUGCCACCGAAGAGGCGUGGACCUCCUUUCAAAAAGAAGGAGACUUAUUUUCCCCCUGCUCUUCAUUUGAGGCUGUUAGGACAUCUUUCUACUUAUAUACCCAAAGCCAGGAUGGAAGAAAACCUAACUGCCUCUCCAGUCUUACGCGUUGCUCAAUGGAUGUGUAGCUGUGUGUGUGUGUGUGUGUAUUUUCUCCUGUUACGUACAUAAAUAUAUGCUCCUCGUGUUGAGGCGUAGUCAGUAUUCCUGUUCUAUAUUUCGGGAUAGACACAGUGGCUUGUAGCUGCCAGGGACUCACCUGGCGUGGCAAAUGUCCAGUAAUGCAGUGGACCAUGGGUUGGAGCUCUCUCUUUUUCUUUUUUCCUUCUUUCUUUUCCCAUCUCUCCACUAGGUCCGGAGUGGGGAAGGUGUAGCCCAUAAGCUGCAUGCAACCCCAGGCUGUUUAUGGUCCUCACAACCCCCCAAAUUUUUGUCCCCUAAAACCGCUUAAAGGUGUGUAGGACGUCUUUGUAUCUCUCUUUUUCUGGGUUAUUUCAGGCACUUUUGGUAAUAGGAAGUGCUUUGUAAGCUGACUUCCAGGUUACUUUUUGUUGGUGGAAAAAUGGCCUUUACUUGCGCAUAAAAUGACCCACAGAAGGGCCAUAAAUGUAGUAAAAUUGUGGUCCCCUUAUCCUUGGGGAUAUAGUUUUUUCUCUCCAGGGAUGUCACUGGGGUUUGGCCCUACAAAAUCCCUUUGGGGACCAAAGCAGCUUCCUGAUCUUUAACAGUUGCCUGCCUCUGUGGCAUGGUAGCCCACUUUGCUCAGAAAACAUGCACCCCUUUUUUAUUUUAUGUCAGGGAAUGUAUUUUUCUAGGCCAAAAUGUUGAAACUCAUGCUUCAAUUAACCUGAACUUCAAUUAAACUUCUAGAACUAUGCAGUUUUGGAUACCUUUCUUGCACCAAGCAGAAAAAUGGUAAAACUAUUCAUUCAUGCAUCCCAGAAUGAAAUUGAUGGAGAUUUCCCUCCCAUAGUCUGCCACCCAACUGCUCAAUGCAGACUACUUUAAAAGAUGGUUCCUGAUGUUGCUUUUACUUCUUCCACCUAUUCCUUCCUUCCUUGCCUUAAAAAGAACAACAACUUUGAGGCAGCAGAAAAGAGCAGCUCUUUGGGUCUCUUCUCUCCCUCUUGGGAUACAAGAUGCAGACAUUUCUCAUGCUUGCAUUUGCCACUGGUUGGCAUGCCAAGUGCCGGGUACGAAAUACGGCACCAGGGUGGUUGGAAAGAGAAAGGAUAUAGUUGUCCAAUCUGGGUUUGCAGCCCUCCAAUGGUUGCCAGACUAGCUUCCAUCAUCCCUCACUGAUGGGAGCUGCAAUCCAACGAGAGCUAAAGGGCCAAAAGUCGAUAAGAAAGUGGAGAAGCUGGGUAUGUGUGGACACAACUAUUCAAAUCCUUAGGGCUGUAGUUCCCAAAUGUCGAUUCUCCAUGUGUUUUGGACUUCAGCUCCCAGAAGCAUUAGCCAGCUUGGCUAAUAGUCAUGAAUCCUCGGAGUGGAAGUCCAAAACAUUUGGGAGGCAAAAACUUUGUGGACCGCUGCAUCUGCACUGCAGAAAUGAUGCAGUUUGAUACCGCUUUGUCUUGGCUCCAUCCUAUGGAGGGCUGGGUUUUGUAGUUUAUUGGGACACCAGAGCGCUCUGAAAGCGGAAGCUCAAUAUCCCACAAAAUGCAAAUCCUUGAAUUUCAUAGCAUUGAGCCAGGGCAGUUAAAGUGGUGUCAAACUGCAUUAAUUCUGCAGUGCGGAUGCAGCCUUAGACAUCCCUCUCCGACUCAGUUGAAGCAGAUAGUACUGUAUUGGGGAUGGGACAGAGAGAGAGAAACUUAAGGAGCCCUUCCGCACUACACAAUCAUAGCACCGUGACUCCAUUUUAAAUUUCAUAGCAGCCUCCUAUGGGAUCCAUUAUAUUUUGUUGGUUUUUUGGGGUUAUGAGGCCAUGUUCUAGAAGAGAUCAUCAGGAAUAAACUCUUCUGGCCUUCACAAAAUAAAAAGGCCCAUCUGUAUUUUUGUCUUCUUUCUUGCGCUUCCUUUCCUUCUGUAGCUUUUCCUCCCACCUUUUCUAGUCGCAGAAGAAGAGAGCGGCAUCCAAACCAACCUCAGUAACUUUCUACUGGAAUAAGCUCUUUCGAAUGUGUAUAUUCUUUGUUUUUGGGUUUUUUUAAUCUUAUUUUUUUUCUUCCUUUAAUUUUUUUUUUGUAUUUAACAUUAACUUGAUCAAAAUCCGAAUUGGAGAUAACUGUAAAUGUUUCAGUUCGCUAUUGUAUGGCGACGGACGUUUCGUUUUUGUAUUUACAGAAAUAAAUAUACCUACAACUGA
Molecule: messenger RNA, 5655 nt
Organism: Sceloporus undulatus (fence lizard)
Lineage: Eukaryota; Metazoa; Chordata; Lepidosauria; Squamata; Phrynosomatidae
Gene: PTPN9
Product: protein tyrosine phosphatase non-receptor type 9
Biological process (GO): protein dephosphorylation
Molecular function (GO): protein tyrosine phosphatase activity
Source: RefSeq, a predicted model, not a curated record